AAAAAAAAAACCCGGCGCGUCCUCUGCCUUACCUUUCCCAUUCGACUCCAGCAAGAUGGACCCUACGGCCCUACCUUUCAACAAGAUGGAAAAGAGGGAUUCCAACUUUGUCCCUUUUGGAUCUACGGUGGGGAGGAAGAAAGAGGAAGAUCGGAGGGCUCCGGGCAGAUCUGAGGUUUUCAUUUGUUUUUAUUUCUUGGGUAUAUAUAUACACCCAAGAAACAACAGCAGGGGAGUCUCUGGGAGUCUCCGUCUGGGUUUUGAAAGCAGUAGAGGGGAGAGAAACAACCGCAGAUCCCGGCCAGAUUCCGGUGACAUUUCGGUCUCCUUUAGCUAGGUAAUUUCCAGAUCCGAACACUUAAGGGGCGCCUUCGGGUUUUUUGCCUCCAGGACUAUAAAACGGUAUACCCGGAAGCAUGACAACCUACAAAGAGCCUCCUACGUGCCUGUUUUUUCAUUUUAAGUAUAGAUCUAUGGAUUUGGGCUGAUUUUAUUGAUGAAUUUUCGGUUGAAUGUACUGUGAAU
Molecule: messenger RNA, 525 nt
Organism: Rubroshorea leprosula
Lineage: Eukaryota; Viridiplantae; Streptophyta; Magnoliopsida; Malvales; Dipterocarpaceae
Source: the annotation of a GenBank genome assembly